Molecule: messenger RNA, 2628 nt
Organism: Dermatophagoides pteronyssinus (European house dust mite)
Lineage: Eukaryota; Metazoa; Arthropoda; Arachnida; Sarcoptiformes; Pyroglyphidae
Product: glucose-6-phosphate isomerase, cytosolic-like
Source: RefSeq, a predicted model, not a curated record
AUGGAAGUUGAUAACAAAAUAAGCGCCAUGUUUUCAGGCGAUAAAAUAAAUAUCACCGAAGACAGAGGUGUUGGGCACAUGGCUUUAAGAGGGACGUACAUGAAAAUAGACAAUGAGCCGGUUUGCUCAACCAUUACAAAAGUUAAAAUAAACAUGUUUGAGUUUGCUGAUGGUGUUCGAGAAGGAAAAAUAUUAGGUUACACCAACAAAAAACUGAAAAACAUAUUGUGUAUUGGAAUUGGUGGAUCUUAUUUAGGUCUAGACUUCGUAUACAAUGCUUUUAAAUCUUCUCCAGAAUGUGAACAAGCUACGUUCGGAAGAAAUUUAAGAAUAAUUGCAAACGUAGAUCCAGUUGAUUUUCAUUCUUGUGUCAAAGGCUUGAACCCUGAAGAAACACUAGCCAUUAUAAUCAGCAAAACAUUUACAACUGCUGAAACGAUGCUUAAUGCUAAAACUGUUCGAGAUUGGUUUUUAAAGCAUUACAAAAACAACGAAAACAUUAUCAAAUAUCAUUUUUGCGCAGUAUCAACAGCAGUUGACAAAUGUGUACGUUAUGGAAUAUUAGAAAGUCGUAUUUUCGCUUUCUGGGACUGGGUAGGUGGUAGAUAUAGCGUUACUUCGGCUGUUGGAAUUUUACCACUGGCUCUUCAUUUUGGUUCUGAGAUUUGUAGAUCGUUUUUGGCUGGUGCUCAAGAAGCAGAUACUGACGUAAUUAAAAACAAAAAAAAUUCAAUUUCAGCUUUACUAGCCAUGAUUUCGUUCUGGCACACCGUUUAUUGCAAGUAUAAUGCUACUGCUAUAAUUCCUUAUAGCCAAGCCUUGUCACGAUUCCCAGCACACAUUCAGCAACUAUCCAUGGAGUCAAACGGUAAAGCUGUCCAAAUUAACGGUGAAUUGAUAAGCAACGCUAACAUGACGGGAGAAAUAAUUUUUGGGGAACCUGGAACCAAUGCUCAACAUUCUUUCUUUCAAUUAAUUCAUCAAGGUAGAAUUAUUCCUUGUGAAUUUAUUGGAUUUUGCAAGUCCCAAGCCAACGUCAAAGUAGAUUCUCACCCUAUCUCUAAUCACGAUGAGUUGAUGUGUAAUUUUUUUGCACAAGCUGAUGCACUAGCUGAAGGACGAUCCGUGGAAAGUUUAAAAGAAAACAACGAAAAACCUGAACUUUAUUUGCAUAAAGCUUUCACUGGAAAUCGACCAAGUCUCUCAAUUCUGUUCAAAAAUACUUUAAAUGCUUAUACUACCGGUUUCUUGUUGGGAAUAUAUGAGCAUAAAGUUGCAAUUCAAGGUUUCUUGUUUAACAUUAAUUCUUUCGACCAAUGGGGUGUUGAAUUAGGAAAAGUUUUGGCUAACAAGGUUAGAGAAACAAUAAAAGAAUAUCGUAGUUCUAAUGUUAAAAAUAAAUCACUUGAAUCACUCGAUGCUUGUGAUAAUAUUUUUGAAUAUUAUCUGCAAUAUUCUAUUUCAAAGCUUAAGAAUGGCUCUGCUCCAUCAAAUGUCUCAACUAAAAAAGACAUUCAAGAUUCUGUAGCAACUGAAGAAGUGGUGGAAGAAAUACCUUUAUACCAUGAAAUACGAGGUGUUGAUAAGAAAAAACCCACUGAUCUUACUAAAUUUUCUCAAAGUUUAGCUGGACAAAAAGAAGCUAUUAAUUUAGGAAAUCCAGCUGACUUAUUGAAAAGGCUACAAAAUUUAACCGGUGGGGGCACUAUAAGAAACUUAUUCCAAAGUGGUUUUCCUGCUAUUUCUAAUCUUAUUGGAGUUGACGAACAAUCAAAUAAUCAAAAUCGUGCAACACGUGUGUUGUCUGAAGUUGAGGAGGUGUUAUUGAUAGAUAAAGGGCAAAAAUCAGAAAAAAAUGAUACAGUAAUAAAACUUGAUGGUUGCUAUUUGAAUGCUAUUCAGGUCAAUGGUGAAGAAGAUUUAGUAGUGAGAUCAAAAUCUGUACAGGCAUGUCAAGCAUUAUGUCAAAAAAAUAAAAGUUGCGAGUACUGUACAUAUGUAAGUGAUCAAGAAUUGUGUUAUCAUUACUCAUCUAUUAGCACGCUGAAAAGUUCGAAAAUUGCUAUAACUGCUCCUAAAUAUUGUUCUGAAGAAGAUAGAAAAGACAAAAAUGACUCUGAGAAUAACGAUGCGAUUAUAAACAAAGACAGAUCGGCAAUGACUAAUGAAAGCGAUCCUUCUGGAGAAUUACGGAGUUUCAAACAAGCCGAAGGCAUUAAGUUGCUUGAUAUAGGUUUAUUUCGAAACCUUCUUAGCGGUUCAGGUUUGGGUGGAUUACUAAGUGGUGGAGGAUCUGCAUUAAAUAUCGGUCAAACCAUUCAAGCUGCAAGUAACAUCCUGACAACUAGUUCUCAAUUGAUGAAUGCGCUACCAUUAAAAGAGCUAUCAGCUUUAACUACUAUGCAUGGACACCGAAAAGUUAACAUUGGAGGAGGUGGAAAAAAAAACUCUACAGCAGUUAGGACUGCUCCUCCUAAAGGACUAGCUUCUCCAACCGUUAUAUGUCACAGCGAGGGGAUGACUUGUUGUAUUCCACGAAUAAACGAUUGGCAAAGACAUCGUCCAUUUUUGAAUAACCACGAAGAUAUUGAAAGUUGUAGAGUCGUAAAGAUGUGGAGUUAUGGUUAG